GGCGAUGGCGCGGCGGAGACGGAGGAGGGAGGAGGGGAGCCGGCAGAGAAGGGUCAGCCGCGGCGGCAGGGCGGCGGCGGCAGCGGCGCAGCUCCGCUCCCCGCGCGUCUCCCGUCCCCGCGCCCAGGUAGGGCGCGCAGCCUCCGCCGCCGGGAUGCGGCCGCCCGCCUGCCAGUGGCUGCUCGCGCCGCCGACGCUGCUCGCGCUCCUCACCUGCUCCCUGGCUUUUGGUUUGGCUUCUGAAGACACAAAGAAAGAGGUCAAGCAGUCUCAGGAUUUGGAGAAAAGUGGUGUAUCAAGGAAAAAUGACACAGACUUAAAAGGAAUUGUAUUCGUCAUCCAGAGUCAAAGUAAUUCUUUUCAUGCAAAGAGAGCAGAGCAGUUAAAAAAAAGCAUCUUAAAGCAGGCUGCAGACCUUACACAGGAGCUCCCCAGUGUCCUCCUCCUUCAUCAGCUGGCUAAACAAGAAGGUGCAUGGACCAUACUUCCGUUGUUACCGCACUUUUCUGUAACAUAUAGCAGAAAUUCAUCUUGGGUUUUCUUCUGUGAAGAAGAGACAAGAAUACAGAUUCCAAAACUCUUGGAAACCCUCAGAAGAUAUGACCCUUCUAAGGAAUGGUUUUUGGGAAAAGCAUUACAUGAUGAAGAAGCUACAAUAAUUCACCAUUAUGCCUUUUCUGAGAAUCCUACAGUUUUUAAGUAUCCAGACUUUGCUGCAGGCUGGGCCUUAAGUAUUCCACUUGUAAACAAGCUUACCAAGAGACUAAAGAGUGAAUCCUUGAAAUCCGACUUUACAAUAGAUUUAAAACAUGAGAUUGCCCUCUACAUCUGGGAUAAAGGCGGAGGACCUCCCCUGACCCCAGUGCCUGAGUUUUGUACCGAUGACGUGGACUUCUACUGUGCUACCACAUUCCAUUCUUUUCUACCGCUUUGUGGAAAGCCAGUGAAGAAGAAGGAUAUUUUUGUUGCAGUAAAAACAUGCAAGAAAUUUCAUGGUGACAGAAUACCUAUUGUUAAGCAGACUUGGGAAAGCCAGGCAAGUCUCAUUGAAUACUAUAGUGACUAUACUGAAAAUUCCAUUCCUACUGUGGAUUUGGGAAUUCCUAAUACAGAUAGAGGUCAUUGUGGAAAGACAUUUGCCAUUUUGGAAAGAUUUCUGAAUCGUAGCCAGGACAAAACAGCAUGGUUAGUCAUUGUGGAUGAUGAUACAUUAAUAAGUAUCUCCAGGCUCCAGCACUUGCUUAGCUGUUAUGACUCCGGCGAGCCUGUGUUUCUGGGAGAGCGCUACGGCUACGGCCUGGGCACUGGCGGCUACAGCUACAUCACGGGAGGAGGAGGAAUGGUCUUCAGCAGAGAAGCUGUCAGGAGACUUCUCGCCAGUAAAUGUCGGUGCUACAGCAAUGAUGCUCCCGAUGAUAUGGUCCUGGGAAUGUGCUUUAGUGGCUUGGGAAUCUCUGUGACACACAGCCCUCUCUUCCAUCAGGAAUCUCCCAGAGGCAAGACUAUGGAACAUAGAAGCAAAAAGCAGUGCAUUUGGGAUAUUAAGGCUCGGCCGGUGGAUUACCCUAAGGACUACCUUUCUCAUCAAGUUCCCAUAUCGUUCCACAAACACUGGAACAUCGAUCCAGUGAAGGUGUAUUUCACAUGGUUGGCACCCAGUGACGAAGACAAAGCCAGGCAGGAGACACAGAAAGGUUUUCGAGAGGAGUUAUAAAUCAGGGUGACCUGUGAGCAUAGCCUGCACAGGGAAUGAACUGGAGACUGUGGCCUCAUCCCACUGUGCUGUGCUCACAACACUUGUGUCUGCCACAUGGCAUUGGAUGCUUCCUGACUUUAGGGGGAGAUUUUAUGUAUGGUAUUUUUGGACAGAGGAAGAAAAGGGGUCAUAGGAGAAACAUUUUUUUUUUCUGGGAAAAAACACUUGCUUUUGACUUAUGCAGUUGUUUUAACACUUAGUGAUGACUGUGUAUUCUCCAAGCUGUGACACAGCAGUUUUUUUUUAUUGUCACAGAGAAAUAAAUGGUACCAGAAGUCCCUUUCUUGUUCUGUCUCUUCAUUAUAAUGGAAGUUUCAGUUGGGCAUGAGCCUGGAGAGAUGUGACGGUCUAUAGUUCUAUUUGUAUAUAUAAAAAGAAGAGUGAAAGUCUUUUGACAUGGAUAUUGUGAAUGAUAUGAACUUUUAAACCAUAUUAUUGAUGAUGAAAAUUAUUUCCUGGGAACUCAGUAGGAAUAAUACUGUAUUAAGGAAUAAUACUGUACAUAAAACAUCAUGAAACUCUAGAUAUGAAAUCCCCUGAAGUCUGUAAUCAUGGUGGUUAUGUUUUGUCUAUUCUUUUGCUGUUUGUGCCUCAUAAAAAGAGAAUGAGGUCUUCUGCUAGAGCUUCGUAUUGCUUUGGAAGUUCAUCUGUGUUUUAUUUCUCCCUGAAGGCCUAUCUUUAUGGCCUACUUGUAACAUGAAAGUAGUAGAUGCUGCCAGAAAAUAGUGUCCUCAAUAUUUUAAAACAAUGUUGAUGUGUUUUGUUCAAGUCAGCAAGCUCUAUGUGAGUCUCAGGAAGUGAAUUAAAUUUGGACCUUAUGUUUUACUCUUGUUUUUGUUUUGUUUUUUUUUAAUGUUACUUAAUGACUCUGUCCUGACUCAGAAGAGAAACCCCUUGUGGAAGGACAGCAUGGUGAUCAGGCAAUUUCUCUGGGUUCCCAAAGAAUGACAUUUGAACACAGUAUUUUGAAACAGCUCUAGUUUUCAAAUUAUAUCUUUAAUAUAUAGUAACGUAACAUAUUCAGUAUUAAUGUAUAAAAAGCACUCUAUUUAAUUAUAUAAUUCAGUUUUUGUAAAGGUAUUUGCAUAAAAUUUGAUUUAAUAUGUCUUAAACUAAUUUUGGUAUAGUAAAUUACUUCUUUUUUUUCUUUUUAAUAAAAACUGUUGCUCAUUAACUUUGCUUAUAAUGCUUUUUAUAGCCAAGCACAGAAUUUAAAGCCAUACCACCAAAAGUACCUGUGUGUGUUAAUGUUUUUCUUGUAGCAUAGAUUUGACUCAUUUCCAAAAUGAUGCAAUAGUAUUAGUAUUUACCAUUUUUCCAAACUAGCAACUACCAGAACUCGUGUGUUGCAGUGAUAACACAAUGCAUUGGAUUCAGUUUUGUGAAAAUGGAUUCUGUGGCCAUCCAAGGGAUGUAUCAGGGAUGAUCAGCUGAUGAGAGGCUCCAGAAGGAUUUCUAGAUCGUGUCAAGCCUCUACUGAUGGCCUUAGCUUUGUUCAGUCAUUGUAACUGGGAUUGUUGUCAUUGCUACCUUCAUGUCACCUUCAUGUCAUCUGUAAUAGUACUCCUGGAGAGCCCUGGCUGCCUACACCUGUGGAAAAGAGUCUCCAGUUCUGCUCCAGCCUACUAACUGUUACCACUGAGAGAACAACAUGUUCAUUUGACAGGAUUGAAGCUGGCAUCCGUAUGUGAAGAUCCUUGUCAAGCUUUCUUCUGUGGUCUGAUCAGUGCCUUCUACUGAUACCGGGGCACCUCCUCUGGUACUUUUAAGUGUUUUGUUAAUUAUAUUUACUUUUUGGAAUGGUGUAAGCCUAACCACAAAUAAAAGAUCUUUGCCUAA
Messenger RNA from Pongo pygmaeus (Bornean orangutan), 3595 nucleotides. RefSeq names its product beta 3-glucosyltransferase (gene B3GLCT). Gene Ontology annotation, molecular function: glycosyltransferase activity. The record is from RefSeq and is a predicted model, not a curated record. Gene Ontology annotation, cellular component: membrane. The coding region runs from base 5 to 1714 and encodes 569 amino acids. The transcript is spliced from 16 exons. NCBI's taxonomy places the organism in Eukaryota, Metazoa, Chordata, Mammalia, Primates, Hominidae.